UAAUGGAAGCUAUAUAUAAGAUAAAUAGGAAAUAAUUAAAAGAGAGAAAGUCUUAUAAUUCAAGACAAGUUAGGGGAGGCUUCCUGUAGAAGGUGAGCACAGGUCUGACCCAUGUCAUCUGUUUAUUCACUAAAUUCUGUUGACUCUCUUUUACCUCCAAGAUUGCAUAUAAAUUUCUGUUUGGCUCCUAAUCCUUUCUCCCAUUCCAGAAUUCUUAUACACCUUACUCUCCUUAUACUCUGCCAUCUAGGGCUUAGCAGUGUGACUAGUAUUUUCAUUAACUGAAAUGUCUUUCAAAGGCAUUCCCCUAUGCCUAGAGCACUGUCCCUCAUUUUCUUAUGGCUUCCCAUAAUUAGUAAUUGAAACCAAUUUUCUGGAAAAAGCCUUUCCUGAUUCUUUCUGAUAGUCUUCUCUCUUUGAUUAUCUCCCAUUUAUUCCCCAUGUGUAUAACGGUAUAUAGAUGUUUUCAUAUUGCUUUCCUUCAAUUAGCCUGAGCUCCUUGAGUGGAAUAAAUUUUUUUACCCCUUAUCUUCCAGUCUCCAGGGAUCAGCAAAGUGUUUGUUACACAGUAGGCACUUAAUGUUGACUAAAGAAAAAUGUCAAAACUUUUUAAAAAAAUGUAUGUUAAAAAAAAAAAUGUGAGAAUUGUCUUGUAAGAAUGUUCCCGGAAUUCAUUAUCUUGUCACUUUAAAACAUCUUUCAGUUAUAUCUUUACUUAUAAGAAAAGUUAAUCUCAAAUACCUACUGUUUAGAAACCUAAAGCACAACUUAAAAAAAAAUUCCCAGGGAGAGUACAGGAUUGGUACUUCAUUUUAUAGAACAAGGUUUUCACUUCCUAUUUACAUUUCGUUCUACUUUGUUUUUUCCCCUCUGCCAUUCAAAAUUUGGGGAGAAAACUUAUUUACUAAAGUGAUUUUUGGAAAUGCUUUUGAUCAAACAAUUUAAUUAAAAAAAAUAUUUUCAGUUUGAUUUUGACUUCUACAUGAAAUUGCAUGCUAUAUUUUGGAAGAACAACAAAUUGCGUUUGUGGCUUAAUUAUUAUUAUUUUUUAAAACAAUGAAUGCUCACCUCUCAGGUGACUGAUACUUUCCCCACCACAUAAACGGCCAAAAGAUAUGUAUAAUGAAAGUAUAAAUAAAAAAGCUUAAGACCAAAUUCCCUACAUCAAAGAAAAGGGAGGUCAGAUUAACCUUAUCUCUACAAUCCCUUCUAAUACUAGAACCAGAAUAUUGCAAUUAUUUAACAGCGAAGGGGAAGUUGUUUUCCUUAUGGAAUCCCUUGAGCAGCUCAGGGACAGCAGGACAGCAGGAGUGCCAGAAAACCGCAUCCGCGUGGGGGCCCCCAACUCUGAUGUGUCUAGACAGAGCUCCGUUUGGGGCCUCCCACCAACCUCUGAGCCCUCGCUCGCGACGACAGAGAGGGGCUCCUCUAAAAAGCCUUUUCUGAACGAUGGGGGGAGAAAAGUGAGAGGAAGAAGAGAGGAAACGAAAGAGGAGGGAGGGAGGGAGGGGAAGGGAGGUGGGAAAGGAAGAGAAAGAGGGAGGGGAGGGAGAGAGGAAGAAAAAAAGAGGGAAGGGAAGCGGCAGAGACACACGUGACCUCAGCCUGAGCAGGUGAGAGGACUUUGCAGGAAACACCUGCCCAAACCUGAAGAAACCGCUACGGGCGCCGGAAGCGUGAGCCCUUCUGGAUCUCCUUAGGCCCAUUACUCAAACGCUCCUUUCCUACACCGACAUACAUAUAUACUGUACUGGCUAUAUAACUCCAACAGCCCCGUUCCGAGAAGAACUUGGGAAGAGGCAGGAUCCGGGUGUCCGAGAGCAGUAUCGCUGACGGAGGCGAGCCAAUCAUAGCAUACUACAACUCCCAAGAUGCCUUUUCCGCCUUCUUGGUUUCCGGUGCUGCGUAGUUUCCGGAGCGGAUCGCAACCUGGAGUCCGGAUCCGAUCCCGGUCUGCACAUUCCAAAGGUUUCAGAAAUGGCUGAAGAUGGCAGUGAUGAAACCAUGUUUAUUUGGUGUGAAGACUGUGGUCAGUAUCAUGAUUCAGAAUGUCCAGAAUUGGGCCCAGUGGUGAUGGUAAAAGACUCUUUUGUAUUAAGCAGGGCAAGAUCAUCUCUUCCUUCUAACUUAGAGAUCAAACAAUUAGGAGAUGGAACUGAAGGAGUAUUUGCAAUAACUCAGUUGGUUAAACGAACACAAUUUGGUCCAUUUGAAUCCAGGAGAGUUGCCAAAUGGGAGAAGGAAUCUGCUUUUCCACUGAAGGUUUUCCAGAAGGAUGGACACUCAAUUUGUUUUGAUACAUCUAAUGAGGAUGACUGCAACUGGAUGAUGAUGGUGAGACCAGCAGUAGAAUAUGAACAUCAGAACUUGACUGCCUUUCAGCAUGACAAUGACAUUUACUUCACUACCUCCCGGGACAUUCCUCCAGGCACCGAGUUGCGAGUGUGGUAUGCAGCUUUUUAUGCCAAAAAAAUGGAGAAGCCAGUGCUGAAGCAGGUCUCCAAUAUUGUGCAUGCCAGCAUUGCAGAAAGCAGUGUUCCUAUUGAAUGUCCAGUCAGUAGACAUGUAAAAGUAGUUUCUGCUUCCUUCCAAGAACCACAGCUACUGACUGAGCAUGUAUUGAGUCAUCUGGAACAAAUCAAAGGCAUACCUCCAACUAGCCAUAAUGAAAUAACUCCAGAUAAAGAAAUAGAGGUACUUCCUAAAGACACACCUGUUGUUUUUGAAAGUGGCAGUGCCAACAGAGAACCAAAGAAAAAGCCCCGAAGAAGUAAAAAAUCCAAAACUUCAAAAAGUGAACAACCUCUUGUUAUCAUUGAAGAGAAGGAACCAGCAGUGGAUCAAGUGGCAGAAAUUAUUACAGAAAUCCCACCUGAUGAAGACCUUAACUCAACUACGGAUGAGCGGAUUAUGGAGCUCGUUUUAGGAAAGCUGCCCAGUACUACAAAAGAUGUCAGUUCAGUUCCAAAGUUUACCCAUCAUCAGAAUACUAUAUCCCUCAAGAGAAGUUUAAUUCUUUCUAGCAGACAUGGUAUCCGAAGAAAGCUAAUCAAACAGCUUGGGGAGCACAAACGGGUCUAUCAGUGCAAUAUUUGUAGUAAAAUUUUUCAGAACAGCAGCAACCUCAGUAGACACAUCCGUUCUCAUGGUGAUAAGCUAUUUAAAUGUGAAGAAUGUGCAAAAUUGUUUAGCCGAAAAGAAAGCCUAAAGCAGCAUGUUUCAUAUAAGCACAGCAGAAAUGAGAUUGAUAGUGAAUACAGAUAUAGGUGUGGAACUUGUGAGAAGUCCUUUCGAAUAGAGAGUGCACUGGAAUUUCACAACUGUAGAACAGAUGAGAAGACAUUCCAAUGUGAAAUGUGUUUCAGAUUCUUUUCUACCAAUAGUAACCUCUCUAAACAUAAGAAAAAGCAUGGUGAUAAGAAAUUUUCUUGUGAGGUAUGCAAUAAAAUGUUCUAUCGGAAGGAUGUCAUGCUGGAUCACCAAAGGAGACACUUGGAAGGAGUCAGGCGUGUGAAGAGAGAAGAGUUUGAAACCAGUGGAGAGAGUGUGGUCCGAUAUAAGAAGGAGCCUUCAGGAUGCCCUGUAUGUGGAAAGGUAUUUUCAUGUAGAAGUAAUAUGAAUAAACAUCUCUUGACUCAUGGCGAUAAGAAGUAUACUUGUGAGAUCUGUGGACGCAAAUUCUUCCGGGUAGAUGUGCUUAGGGAUCAUAUUCAUGUUCAUUUUAAGGACAUUGCAUUAAUGGAUGACCACCAGAGGGAAGAAUUCAUUGGUAAAAUUGGUAUUUCAUCAGAAGAAAAUGACAACUCUGAUGAAAGUGCAGACUCAGAGCCUCACAAGUAUAGUUGCAAACGGUGCCAGCUUACAUUUGGCAGAGGGAAAGAAUACCUCAAGCACAUCAUGGAGGUUCACAAAGAGAAAGGCUAUGGCUGUAGUAUCUGUAACAGACGAUUUGCACUUAAAGCGACUUACCAUGCACAUAUGGUUAUUCACCGGGAGAAUCUGCCUGACCCCAAUGUACAGAAGUACAUUCAUCCAUGUGAAAUUUGUGGAAGGAUCUUUAAUAGCAUAGGAAAUUUGGAACGACAUAAGCUCAUACACACAGGUGUAAAAAGUCAUGCAUGUGAGCAAUGUGGUAAAUCCUUUGCCAGAAAAGAUAUGCUUAAAGAACACAUGAGAGUACAUGAUAACAUCAGGGAAUACUUAUGUGCAGAAUGUGGAAAAGGCAUGAAAACUAAACAUGCUCUUCGUCACCAUAUGAAACUUCAUAAAGGUAUCAAGGAAUAUGAAUGCAAGGAGUGCCACAGGAAAUUUGCUCAAAAGGUCAAUAUGUUGAAGCACUACAAAAGACAUACAGGGAUCAAAGAUUUCAUGUGUGAACUGUGUGGAAAGACUUUUAGUGAAAGAAAUACAAUGGAGACCCAUAAACUUAUUCACACAGUUGGGAAACAAUGGACCUGCUCUGUGUGUGAGAAAAAGUAUGUCACAGAAUACAUGCUUCAAAAACACAUUCAGCUAACUCAUGACAAAGUAGAAGCUCAGAGUUGUCAACUAUGUGGAACAAAAGUUUCAACCAGGGCUUCAAUGAGUCGGCACAUGAGGCGCAAGCACCCAGAGGUCCUCUCAGUUAGGAUUGAUGAUUUGGAUCACCUCCCAGAAACAACCACCAUUGAUGCCUCUUCAAUUGGUAUAGUUCAGCCUGAACUUGCUCUGGACCAGGGAGAAUUACCAGAAGGAAAACAUAUAAAAGUUGCCAAACGAAGUCACAAACGAAAGCAAAAAUCAGAUGAAGAGGAAGAAGCACUGGUAUCUGAGGAUCCUGCAUUCAGUGAAUAUACAGAAAAAGAAGCUGAAUUCACAGGGAAUGUGGGAGAUGAAACAAAUUCUGCUGUACAAAGCAUUCAGCAGGUGGUGGUGACCCUGGGUGAUCCAAAUGUCACAACGCCAUCGAGUUCAGUUGGUUUGACCAACAUUACUGUUACUCCCAUUACCACUGCAGCUGGAACCCAGUUUACAAACCUUCAGCCAGUGGCCGUUGGCCAUCUUACCACCCCAGAACGCCAGUUACAACUUGAAAACUCCAUUCUGACAGUGACAUUUGAUACUGUCAGUGGGUCUGCCAUGUUGCACAAUCGCCAAAAUGACAUUCAGCUUCAUUCACAGUCGGAAACCUCUAAUCCACAGUCUGUGGCCCAUUUUAUCAAUCUAACCACCCUUGUCAAUUCCAUUACUCCCCUGGGAAACCAGUUAAGUGAACAGCAUCCUCUAACCUGGAGGGCAGUGCCUCAGACUGAUGUUCUACAGCCUCAGCAACAGCAAGUACAGCCACAGACAGGACAGUCACAAGUUCAGACUGAGCAACAACAGCAGAUGUACAGUUAUUAAGUUAUAUUACGAAAACUGUAAGGAAUAAAAAGCAUUUUGAAAAUUUUGAGAUUUGUUGUUAUAUACCAAACUAAGAGUAAAAAAAUUCCAACGAUUUCAUUGAUCACAAUGUAAAUGAAAACUAACCUGUGCAAAACUGUCUCUAUUCCCCAUAUCCAUGUGUUAAAUUUUGUCAACCUAAACUUGAGAGGUGGCCAACUUUUAGUUAAGUUCAGAUCACAAUACACUAUAUAAGGUAAGGAAGUCAUAAAUACUAAAUAUGCUUUUUAAUCUUUCUAUUUUAAAACAAAAAACUUCAUUAAUUUUCUUGAGAUGGAGAAUGGGAAACUUAAGUCUCAAGAAAAGUAAAAUACUCAGACUAAAUGGCAUUUUGUUUCCUUUUUCAAAAUUGUCAUCUUACAAAGCACAUAUUAAAAAAACAUAGUUAAAAAUAGAAGUGUGAUAGAAAUUUGUUUUGCAGUUAUAAAACAAAUGUUAAACCAGUUUCCUUAAUUUUGGAAGCCAUUUAAGUAAGCAAAAAGUUAACACUGUCCUCUUAGAAUUUUCAUCUAACUAAAUUUCUUGCAACUAUGUACUAAAACCAAAUGUGAAAUAAUAUAUUUAAUGGCUUGUUCAAGAAAUAUUUCAAGUUGAAAAGUUGUCACAAUGAACAAAUCUAUAAUGUGAAUUUUAAAAUUUAUACAUCAAAAUAUCUUCAAUAACUUGCCAUUUUAGUUGUUUCUUUCUUUUUAUUCCUGGAAAGACACUGUAUAUUUAGGAGUCUGUUCUGAUCAAUUUUGUCUUUCUAACCUUAUAAAGUAAUUUGCACUGAAUAAUUAUCAGUGGCCCCAUUUACACAGCUAUUCAGAUAUUUGGGGACAUUUCUGUGAUAUAAAAAAGCAAGUCAAAAAAUGCUAUCAUUUUAAGGAUCUACUUUGCAAAAACCUCAGGAUCCUUUAAUAUCUAAUAUCCUAAGACUAAUAUCAAUAGAGGGGAAGAGCAAUUAAAAUAUUCAUAUAUAUUUCUUUUAUUUAUAUUUCAAUUUCAAAGGUUAAAUUUUUGCUAGCUAGCAAUUUUAUCAAUAUAAAAUUGUUGACUGAUACAUUGUGAAAUUAAAAUGUAUUUGUGAAAUUCAGAGGCAUUAUAAUUUAGUGAAAGGCAAAAGAGGUUAACUUUAGUAAUGAUUAAAAUUUAUAAUGGAAAUAUAAUUGGGGCCUUAAUCAGUGUGCUCAUUUGUCCUUCCUUGCAAUCUUACAUACAUACAUACAUACAUAUACAUAUAUAUGUAUAUGUAGGCAUACCUUACACAUGUCUGCAGAUAUGUAUAUCUAUCUGUGUAUACAUACAUAUAGACAUACACACAGACAUGAGAUGAUGCUUAAAGUUCAUUCAUUGUGCCCCUUGGUAACUUCUAUAGCAAGGAACAAAAAACUCCUGGGAUUUUGUUUUUUAGGACAAUAGAGUAUCAAAUGACCAGUCUCCCAAAAUAAGUGUUAUAAGGAAAUUUUUUCCCCCAAAUUUAUCUCUUCUGAACUUUCUAAACACUGUUGGGAAGAAAAUUUAACUUGUAUUACCUGUUAACUAUUGUGUUUGGUGUAAAUGUUUAAGAGGACUACAUUGAAGAAACAGAUUUUAGGUGAUUAGUGAAAAAUAAAGCCCUGUAUUAAUGUUGUUCUUGUCAAUGAGGCUUACUGUAAGAAUGCCAGUUCAUUAGUAUUUAAUUUUAAUCAAAAUUGUAGAAGUUUUCUGACACAAUGUGAUUUGCUUUGUGAAAUACAUUGUUUUCAUAAAAAAUGGGAAUAGUUUUCCAACAGAAUCAAAAAGCUAAAAGGAAUCUUCUGAACCCCACCUCCUUUGUUGAAUUGCUCUAAAAUCUACAUCUCUUUAGUUAGAUGUUUAUAAUAGAAGUUUGUUAGGAUCAGUCAAACAAAAUCAAGCAUAUAGUGACAAUAGGCUAAAAUUAAUAUGGGGAGAUAGAUUCAUGUUUAAAGCAGAAUAUUUUUUAGUAUUGUAGUCUACUGGUUUCCAAAUUUAGAUCUUUGAAGUCCAGGGUUGCAAUAAAAAAAAAAAAAUGGCAAUGGCAGACAUUUUAUUUUUCAAACUGUAUUUUUUGCUGGAUGAAUGGAUGUGUAUAUGGCGCAAACAUACAUAUUUUAUAACAAAACUGUCCAGUACUGCAAGCACAGCAAUUUCAAGCUAAGACUUUUGUGUAGUGUUUUAUUGUUUCUUCUUUAUUAAAUACAACUGACAUAUUCCAAGUACAGGUAGUCUGGAAUUACAGGCUAUCAGGAAUUUUUAAGCUCUCCAGAUUUCUUGAGUAACUGAAAAUCACUGACAAUAAACUUUAAAAAUGAUCUAGUAAGAAGAAAACUAGGUUGGCUCAUAAUUGAAAUAACUCAAAGCAACAAAGUUUUUCAGUCUUCCCCAUGAAACAAAGACUUUUAAAAUCACCACCUUAAUUUUUCCCAAGGAAGUUUUUCUCUGCCUAAAGUGUCCUAAUGUUUGAAAGAACCUAAUUUAUAUUUUGUGGCCAUGCUAUGCCUCUCCUACUUUUUUUAAAGUCCAUAAUAUAGUAUUUCCAUGCAUGAGGACUCUUAGUGAAAUUCAGAUUACCCAAGUUUCCUUCCAAAGUAUAAAUGUGUACUUUGACUUAAAGAAUUCAGUAUUGGAGGCAAAGUAGACAUCUUACAGUAAUUAUAUCUGUGAAUUUGCAUAUCAGAAAAUGCAUAGCAAAAGUACUACUCAGCCAAAAGUGAUAUACUGUAUAUUGUUCUGUAUAUAUAUGAUUGUUUAUUGACAGAAAGUAUUCUAUUUAAUUUAAAAAGGAAAAAAAAAGCAUAUUCCAUGGUGCACAGAUCUAGCUGCAAAGGAAAAAAAUAAAGUAGAAAUUUUUGUGUCAUCUAGUCCUGUGAAGACAUCUUAGUUAUGAAUUAAUAAAUCAUUAAGGACCUAUUUUUGCCUGUGAAUUCCUUUUAAAUUUACUUCUAUAUAGUUGUAUGCAAUAUGGCAAUGUAAAUCUUAUAAAAACGUAACACAGGGUACAAUAAUAAUUGUUAAAAUAUUAUGUGCUGCAUGUUGAAAGGAGAAGAAAAAUGAUGCCUCUCAAGAGACCAUGGUUUGUGAUAUUUUCUCUCAGGAAAAUGUACUGUAAUUAAGUGCCAUUACACUGUAUCUAAUAUUAAACUGUUUUGGAGAAG
This is a messenger RNA of Sarcophilus harrisii (Tasmanian devil), 8558 nucleotides long. It is a transcript of the gene PRDM15, whose product is annotated as PR/SET domain 15. Bases 1978 to 5382 code for a protein of 1134 amino acids. Gene Ontology annotation, biological process: cell fate commitment; regulation of transcription by RNA polymerase II. The transcript has 24 exons. NCBI's taxonomy places the organism in Eukaryota, Metazoa, Chordata, Mammalia, Dasyuromorphia, Dasyuridae. Gene Ontology annotation, molecular function: histone deacetylase binding; RNA polymerase II cis-regulatory region sequence-specific DNA binding; DNA-binding transcription factor activity. The record is from RefSeq and is a predicted model, not a curated record. Gene Ontology annotation, cellular component: cytoplasm; nucleus.